AUGACGCGGCGCGAGGACAGGCUAGACGAGCCGAUAUACGCGCAAUACAGGUUCUCACACACAGUGCCCUCGGGGCAAGGCAUCGCGCCGCACAUCAGACUCCUGAGUAUAUCAGAAGACAUUCUCGCGACGGUACACGGCGAACGCGAUGUUCUCAUUUGGAAUGUCAAGCUCAACUUGCCUCCUCAGCGCAUCGAAAUUGACAUCGUCCUCGACCACAUUACGGGCAUUGCAAUCUCUCCGGCGAGCAGCAAUGUUAUCGCGCUGUCGUUCCAGUUGGGCUCCAAAUGCGAGGUGUGGACGUUCAACUGGGCAGACAAAACCCCCGAGGCAAUGUUCACGACGGGAUUGGACUUCCACUCACCACAAUUUUCGCCUGAUGGUCGCUUACUCGCGUGGAUAUCGGCCGGCUGCGUGGACGUUUGGGAAACAAUCAUCGACACGCACGUCCAGACAAUCAGCGAAAGCAAGAAAGUAACCAGCGGCCGGCCGGUUUCCAGGUUCGCAUUCUCGACGGAUUCAAGUCGACUCGUUACAGUGGAUCGGUCGGGAAGGCUGGUAAGCUGGGACAUCGCAACAUGGUCGUACAUUGGCGAAUCGAAAGCUCAACCGGCGAUGGACAACAGCGGGUGGGAACCAGUGCAGCUCGUUACAGAUGCUAGGCGUGUCAUGAUGGUCUCUCGCGGUGUAGACGGCGAAGUUCCGCAAAGGUGGAGGUUGACAACAUGGUGGCCGAGUAGCGGUAACAGGGCGGAACUCGAGAUGGACGGAUGCGUGUAUGGUUGCGUUCCUGGAAAUUGCGCAUUUGUGGCGACGGUGCAAUCGGACGGGGGAAAGCUGCGAAUUCGAGACGCGAACAACGGCAUGUGCUUCGACCAGUCGACUCAAGGCAUAGCGAAACGUGGCAAGACACCUUCGGUGGUAAUGGGGGAUAUGGUGAUGAGUGGAAAGAUUAUGGUAACGCAAAUUGCCAACGGAAGGACGACGAUAUGGCAGUUGGUGGCCACGGAAUAG
Colletotrichum acutatum is the source of this 1014-nucleotide messenger RNA. RefSeq lists its product as uncharacterized. The transcript has a single exon. Lineage: Eukaryota; Fungi; Ascomycota; Sordariomycetes; Glomerellales; Glomerellaceae. Gene Ontology annotation, molecular function: protein binding. Bases 1 to 1014 code for a protein of 337 amino acids. The record is from RefSeq and is a predicted model, not a curated record.